Molecule: messenger RNA, 430 nt
Organism: Prorocentrum cordatum
Lineage: Eukaryota; Dinophyceae; Prorocentrales; Prorocentraceae
Source: the annotation of a GenBank genome assembly
AUGGAUGCCGGCGCCCAAUGCAAGUUCGUGCAGGACGACAACAUGGAGUCGCAGCGCGUAGGGCUCUCCUUCGCCUGCGCCAUGGUCUCCGCUGCCUGGAUCUCGGCGAUGUUCUUGGCGCUCGCCGUGGCGGCCUACGCGAACUACACCAUCUACCAGCUGAGGGAGAGUUCCUCCUGCAGAGCGACGAGGCCGGGUACCUCCUCGACCGGGAGGAGACGGCGUGGCCAAGGGCCUCCGCGAGGGCCGGGACCUGGGCAUACCGCGCCGUGCGGCGCGCGCGGAGCGGGAGCCCGCCCAUCGCCUACGCGUCGCCCGCGCAGGGGCCGCAGCCUGGCUGGGGCUCCGUGGCGAUCAGGUCCACGGCGAUGCCCUGACCUGGCCUCCCCCUUCUCCUCCACCUUGCUCCGCCCCCUCCUCCCUGCUCCCU